Pistacia vera is the source of this 1295-nucleotide messenger RNA. RefSeq lists its product as uncharacterized. The coding region runs from base 60 to 836 and encodes 258 amino acids. The transcript has 7 exons. Gene Ontology annotation, cellular component: nucleus. Gene Ontology annotation, biological process: regulation of exit from mitosis. The record is from RefSeq and is a predicted model, not a curated record. NCBI's taxonomy places the organism in Eukaryota, Viridiplantae, Streptophyta, Magnoliopsida, Sapindales, Anacardiaceae.
CCAAAUGUUUAAAUUUAGUAAGUGCGUGCCCUAAACAAGCAAGUUCUUAGGCGGAAUUGAUGGAAGGAGAAGGAAGUUCAAGUUCAGAAAUGGAAUUCACAGAGAUUGAGAGCAGCGCAGACUCCUUGGAUGCCUCUGCUAUCUUCCACGUCAUCAAAGACGUCUUCGGCUUCGUUCUCUAUAUGCACCAGCAAAUCCCUUCCAUUUUGCAGGAUAUGAGCCUUGAAUUUGAGUCACUACAGAGCGAGUAUAAGGAAUUGGAGAUGGCUUUAAGACAAAGCGAAUUGAAGGCAUCAUCUCGAAGAAAUCACACUAACAGAAUGAGAGAGCUCAAGCAUGGGAUUAGAAGAGGGGAGAAGUUGAUGAACACAGUUUCUAGCUUCCAGACUGCUCUGCAAUUGAUCAUAAGUGAGAGUCCUAAUAUACAGGAAGUCAUUUUGGUUCUUGGAGGUAGUCCAUUACGACCUCACCAUGUUUAUCAGUUGUUCUUUUCCCAUGGAAAGUCUGUACCCAGAGGUGGAGUUGAUUUCACUAAGAGCAAAGUAGCAGAAGGGCUUUCACGAAAGGCUAUUCGAACGUUGAUCUCAAAGGGUGCUGGAUCUGGUUCCUAUCCGGGGCCUUCUAAAUUGUUUCUAUUGGUCAAAGCACCCUCUUCUUUGAAUAUGCCUCCGCAUUUUCUUCCAAAACGUGACUUCAGAUACAGCAAAAAGAUUGUACCUUUAAGGCUGCGGUUUAAGUGCAAAACACAAAACAAGGAAAUGAGAUCUCCCAGUCAUGCUUCUCAAACCUGUAGUUCCAUGGGUUUGACAGAUUCUACUUCAGAUAAUUUGAUCUGAUACAGAGCCGUCUUGCCCCUUCUUCAGUUUUUCACUUUUUCAUCUUGGAUUGCUACUGCCAGUCUGCCAUUCGCGAUCUCCUCCACUCUCCAGUUUAUCACUUUUUCAUCUUGGUUUGCUACUGCCAUUCGCGAUCUCAUCCACUCUCCAGUCUAUCAUCAUCUUGGUUUGCUAGUUGCUACUGCCAUUCGCGAUCUCCUCCACACUCCAGUCUAGUCCUCCUCUUCGUGUCCUCCAUUCGCGAUCUCAAAACUCAGAAGUCAGAUCUCCUUCAAGUUUUCAGCUAAGCUUCAGUGAUUCAGCCUCACGUCUUCACUCUUCACUUUAGUCUUCAAGUCUUUGGUCUGCAGUCUGCUCUACUCUGCUUCAGCGCUUCUUCCUUGCCGUGGCUGGUCUGCUGCCUGCAACUCUUCAUUCUUCAACUUCCAGUCUUCAACGUGAACUCUUCAAUCAUCACCA